This is a messenger RNA of Carcharodon carcharias (great white shark), 2012 nucleotides long. Its product is annotated as interferon-induced protein 44-like. NCBI's taxonomy places the organism in Eukaryota, Metazoa, Chordata, Chondrichthyes, Lamniformes, Lamnidae. The transcript has 7 exons. The coding region runs from base 181 to 1047 and encodes 288 amino acids. The record is from RefSeq and is a predicted model, not a curated record.
CAGGGGAGGAAGGAUUUGUUAUAAAAGAGAACGACAUGUUUUAGCAGUUGCCUCUCUGUUCAAAGCGUUUGUGCAGUGACCAAUCCUAACAUUGGAAAACAGAAAGUGAAACUAAGAAAUCGGCUUGAAAUGUCACAACUGGACACAGUCGCAGUUUAGAAUUGCGCUGUGAAUUCAGACAUGGGAGGCUUAUUUUCUCCUUUCUCCUCUGACUCCGCUUCCUCGGUUAACCCCGCUUACUCGGAGGAGGGUGACGUUCAUCGUCUCACUAUCGAUGCAAGGUCCCUGGUAUUUCUUCGGAGCAAGUUGCGGGACUACAACCCUCCCAACGGGUGUGGGGACGGUAUAAACAUCUUACUCUUCGGCUUGGUGGGGGCUGGUAAAUCAGCCACCAUUAAUACAAUCCUCUCAGCUCUGGAUCCAAAAUCUAAAACGAUAACCAGUGUCCCGACUGGAUUGAAUCCAAAAAUUCUCACGUCCGAGCUCAGAUCCUACAGGCUAUAUUUUGCUAAGUCACUAAAGCUUUGGGACACAGCUGGUUGGAACACAGUGAACGAUGCAGAUAAGGCAAAGAAAAUUUUAAAGAUGAUCCUGGAAGGAAGGGUGCCAGAAAAAACCAAUUUGUGCAAUUUCAAUCCUGAUUUGGAUGAUAGCAAGUAUCAAGUCAUUCCGGAAAAUGUAAUUCAUGGAGUCGCAUUCAUUGUUGACCUGAGCACGAUAGACAACUUCAUUGGGGAUAUGAAGAUACAGUUUAAGGACAUGCAAACCAUUGUGGCACAAAAAUAUAUUUACAGGACUGUGAUUGGGACCAAAUUUGACCAAUUAGGGAUACCAGAGAAAGACAAUAGUUACAUUUAUCAAUACAAGGCACUACAGGAGAAGUUUGCAAAGUUGUCAGAAGAAACUGGGAUGGAGAAGCGCAGCAUAUUUGCCAUUUCGAAUGAAUGGAAGGGCGAUACGAUAGAUCAGACCAGAUGUGUGCUCAUUUUGCACGCAUUGGAAAAUAUGGUCAGAAACAUAAAUGAAUUCCUCAGAACAGCAAAAUAAUGAUUACACCUAAUCUUACAUAGAACUGUGUAACAAAUCCUGUUUCUCUGUUAUAGUGACCAACUGAGUUCACCUUAAAUGACACAACAUGAAAAUCCAUUGGGCAGAAUUUUGAUUCCAAUUUCCACCCCUCUAUGCCCUUCACAUGGUCCAUCUGCAGCACUUCCCUCCCUUUCCUCUCUGUCUCCAUUUCUGGUAGUAGACUGUCCACCAAUAUUCAUUGCAAGCCCACUGACUCCCACAGCUACCUCGACUACAGCUCCUCACACACUGCUUCCUGUAAGGGCUCCAUCCCAUUCGCUCAGUUCCUUCACCUCUAUCGCAUCUGUUCCGAUGAUGCCACGAUCCAAAACAAAGCUUCUAACAUGUCUUCCUUCUCCCUUAACCGAGGUUUCCCACCCACUGUGGUUGACAGGGCCCUCAACCGUGUCCAAUCCAUUUCCUGUGCCUCGGCCCUCACACCUUCCUCUCCCUCCCAGAACCAUGAAAGUUUCCCCCUUGUCUUCAAUUUUCUCCUCACCAGCCUCCGCAUUCAAAGGAUCAUCCUCCGCCAUUUCCACCAACUCCAGCAUGAUGCCACCAUCAAACACAUCUUCCCCUCAUCAUCUCCCCUCCCCAGCGUUCUGUAGGGAUCGUUCCCUCCGUGACACAAUGGUUCACUCCUUCAUCAUCCCCAACAGCUCAUCCCCCUCCUACGGCACCUUCCCAUGCAACCACAGAAGGUGCAACAAAUGCCCCAUUACCUCCUCCCUCCUCACCAUCCAAGGGCCCAAACACUCAUUUCAGGUGAAACAGCGCUUCAUUUGCAGCUCCUUCAGUUUGGUCUACUGCAUUUGCCAACUACACCUACAUUCCAUGAAAGAAUAAGAAAAAAUGUUUUGUAAGUCGGAGUGAGAUAGGCAUCAUGACAGAAGUGGAAGUAAACGAUCUUUUUAAUGGAAUUUAAUAAAAAGUUUGAAUUCCAA